AUGUCAGAGAAGCUCAUGUACAAUGGAUGGUAUGUAGAUUAUCCUGAGAGAAAUAUCUGUGCUGUGAGAGGGUUCAGUGCCACCCUUCCCUGUAAUUAUUCCUACCCACAGAGCGGGUAUAAGGUGGUACAAAUGCUCUGGUGCUUAAUGAACUCAAAUAAAAACUGUCAGGAAUCACUGAUUGUUUAUAACAGCUCAUCAAACGUCACUUCAGACUUUGUGUACGGUGGAGAUGACAAAUCAAACUGUACUCUGUUCAUCCAGAAUGUAAAAUUUAAUUAUUCUGGAGAGUACAGAUUUAGAUUGAUAACUAAUGAUUAUAAAGGUAAAUGGACAGGAGAACCUGGAGUAACUCUUACAGUAAAAGAUUUAAAGGUGGAACUAAUCAGGCUCAGUGGAAACGGGACCCUUAAACCAGGGGACUCCUUAAAUCUGACAUGUCACGUGAACUGCACACACAGUUCCUCACAGAUUGUUUGGUCCAAGAACAACCAGAACCUGAACAGAUCAGGACCCGUUCUUCACUUUCCCAGUCUAACCAUGGGGGAUUCUGGGAAUUAUACCUGCACAUGGAGGACCAAUGUGAGCUCGGGAUCUGAUAUGAUCAGCAUUCAGGUCGAGGGCCUGCUCACAGGCAGACAUUUCAACAGAUUUGUCCACAAGCAGAACGAUUCUGUCAUCUACGCUAACGAAGAUGCCACGGCUAUCUACGCCAACGCACUGUGA
Messenger RNA from Trichomycterus rosablanca, 726 nucleotides. RefSeq lists its product as uncharacterized. The transcript has 5 exons. Bases 1 to 726 code for a protein of 241 amino acids. The record is from RefSeq and is a predicted model, not a curated record. NCBI's taxonomy places the organism in Eukaryota, Metazoa, Chordata, Actinopteri, Siluriformes, Trichomycteridae.